UCACACAUUAGUAAGAAAGUUAGAAUAAUUAAAUUAUUUAAAGUAAUUCGAUAAGCUAGUGGAUUAAUAACAAUUAUUUGCGAGUGGCGGUCUAAAUUUAAGCAAUGUUGACAGUGCGCGUUAAAUAUACUAAACUUCUUGGCUAGAUUAAAUUUCGUUUAUUUAAAUUUGUUAUUUUCGACGUAAUUGAAAUGGACCAGAGUAAAGCUCCCGUUUCUUUGCCAGCAGACACCCAACGUCAAGACGUGGCAAAGUUGUAUGAGAAUAAACCGGCACAAAACUACAUGAACCCCAACAUUACCAACUACACGGAUAACAGCCACAACUUGUUCCAAAUGAUCAAGUGCCAUGAGGACAGUUUACUGAGGCUUCAUCAUUUGACUGCAGCCGGCCGCAACACAUACGAGCAGACCUACCAAACCGAGAUUCCCUGGUACAACAAGCAGUACAUAAAGCCCGUGGAAUACCUGGCCUACGAAGACACACUUCGACGGAAGUACGACGAGAAAGGGAAGGAAGAUGAGAAAGACAAGGACGAGAGGAAGAAGCCCAGAAGGAAUAGGACUACGUUCUCGAGUCAGCAGUUGGCGGCACUUGAGAAGGUAUUCGAGAAGACACAUUAUCCAGAUGCGUUCGUCAGGGAAGACUUGGCAGCGAGGGUCAACCUGACUGAAGCUAGAGUUCAGGUAUGGUUCCAAAACCGCCGCGCCAAAUUCCGUCGCAACGAACGCUCAGCACUUUCGAACCGGACUACUCUCCAAUCAUCACCCGAGCCAAUCCCGGUCCCGAUCGGCCAGCCCGACCGCCCAGAACUGAGGAACAAGGACUGGCUCUUCCAACCGACCUUCAACGUACCUAUAGUACCUUACCAAAACGAGUAUCUAAUGCAGCACAACAGACAGUACUCCAGCCCGCAGCUCAUGGGGUACAAUGACGGGUACUCAUGUGGCCUAAUGGGGUACACGGCGCCUCUGCAGUCGCACGCGCCGUAUAACUUGAACCUGAGGCGGGAGCUGCAUGUUAAUAAUGUCACUUUAUAAUGUAUUCAAUAAAACGUUUUA
Molecule: messenger RNA, 1061 nt
Organism: Leguminivora glycinivorella
Lineage: Eukaryota; Metazoa; Arthropoda; Insecta; Lepidoptera; Tortricidae
Product: retinal homeobox protein Rx3-like
Exons: 5
Coding region: 192-1040 (282 amino acids)
Biological process (GO): regulation of transcription by RNA polymerase II
Molecular function (GO): DNA-binding transcription factor activity, RNA polymerase II-specific; RNA polymerase II transcription regulatory region sequence-specific DNA binding
Source: RefSeq, a predicted model, not a curated record